CCUCUCUCUAGCUCAUAAAUCUCUCUCUCUCUAAAACCAGAAGAGAAAGAACCUCUCUGUUUUUCUCCGUUGCUUCUAUCAGGAAAAGUAGUAGUUCAAGAACUGAAAAAAAUGCAAACCGACUCCUCGUCGAGCACCGUCACUGCGAACACCAUGUCCACCUCGCCAUUCAAGUCGCAACUGUUCCAUCCAAACGAUGUCGUUUACAGCUCUCUCUACUCUCCUCCGACCUACUCCUCCGACUCGCUGAAUUCGGACUCGGUCUCCAACUCCAACCGCCUGUACCACUCUCGGACCGUACAGGAGCACCAGGAGAACGUGAACCGGAAUUCUCUGUACCUCACUCGCCUUCGCGAGGCAACAGGAGAAGUCGAGGCUCUCCGCCAGGAGAACAGCCACCUCCACGUCGUCAACCGCGAGCUCAACAAGCAACUCAGCCUCCUCAUCCACGCUUUGCUCCGCUCCUCCGCCACCUCCAACGACUUCACCACUGCGGCGUCUUUUUCUGCUCUCGACGCCUCGUUCCGAAGGUUGAGAAUCGGAGGAGGAGGAAUGAACGAAGGAAGCGAUCACGAUCACGAUCAGAUCCCCUGGGAUGACGUGGCGGCGGUGCCAGAUCUGAUUGAACGUCCGACGAGCGUGAUCGAGAGCGGAAGGCUCCAGAACGCUGACGUGGAGCGCUUCUCGUUACCGAAGAGUAUCUCUGUCAGGUCCAAUGGUUACUUGAAGAACAAUCCCGCUCAUCACCAACCUGCUGGUUCCACUCGCACGACUCGGACCGCGACUCGGCCUCUACCCGCGAGUCCACUCAUCGCCACGCAAAAGGUGUAUGUGCCUGGAGUGAAGAAAGAGGAGGAGCCACUUGAACUAGAAGUGUACAACCAAGGCAUGUACAAGACGGAGCUAUGCAACAAAUGGCAAGAGACCGGAGAGUGCCCUUACGGAGACAACUGCCAGUUUGCCCACGGUGUAGAGGAGCUCCGCCCAGUCCUCCGCCACCCACGCUACAAGACCGAAGUCUGCAGGAUGGUCCUUACUGCUGUUGUCUGCCCCUAUGGUCAUCGAUGCCACUUCCGCCACUCACUCACUGAACAAGAGAGAGUCAUGGGUCCUCUUUUGCCCAGGGCAAUAAAGCUCGAAAGGUGAAUAGUAUUAUCACCCAAAAGCAAUUGGUGAUUGACGAGAGAAACUAUUCUUGAUAUUUG
Messenger RNA from Quercus lobata, 1205 nucleotides. Its product is annotated as zinc finger CCCH domain-containing protein 15-like. Gene Ontology annotation, molecular function: metal ion binding; mRNA binding. The coding region runs from base 112 to 1146 and encodes 344 amino acids. The transcript is spliced from 3 exons. The record is from RefSeq and is a predicted model, not a curated record. NCBI's taxonomy places the organism in Eukaryota, Viridiplantae, Streptophyta, Magnoliopsida, Fagales, Fagaceae.